Spirodela intermedia is the source of this 291-nucleotide messenger RNA. Lineage: Eukaryota; Viridiplantae; Streptophyta; Magnoliopsida; Alismatales; Araceae. The record is from the annotation of a GenBank genome assembly.
AUGGAUUGGCAGGGGCAGAAGCUGUCGGAGAUGUUGAUGCAGGUUAUGCUUGUGGCAUUUGCUGUCGGGGCCUUUGGCACGGGCUACGCCCUCGGUUCUUUCCAGACGAUGCUUCUGGUGUACGCCGGAGGCGUCGUCCUCACGACGCUGGUGACCGUCCCUAACUGGCCUUUCUACAAUCGUCACCCUCUCAAGUGGCUGGAUCCGGCCGAAGCCGAGCGCCACCCGAGGCCAAAGCCGCAGCCGGCUGCCCCCUCGAAGAAGAAACCAGUGAAGAGCCACCAGAAGUAG